This is a messenger RNA of Phoenix dactylifera (date palm), 2582 nucleotides long. RefSeq lists its product as uncharacterized. The record is from RefSeq and is a predicted model, not a curated record. Gene Ontology annotation, cellular component: nuclear chromosome; CHRAC. Gene Ontology annotation, molecular function: DNA binding; zinc ion binding. NCBI's taxonomy places the organism in Eukaryota, Viridiplantae, Streptophyta, Magnoliopsida, Arecales, Arecaceae. Gene Ontology annotation, biological process: positive regulation of DNA replication; regulation of DNA-templated transcription; chromatin remodeling.
AGGUACAGAGAAUUUAAAAAGAUAUAUCCCCAACUAUAAGAGUGCAUUCGGAGAGUCACUUGGGCGAGUUUUGACGAGAGUUUGGGUUCUUCGCCAAUGGGCGAAGCGGGUUCCGAGCAUAUCUUGGAGUACAGGCAAAGUGGCUUGCGGUUACACCAAAAAAAUUCUAGCAUUUUAGCCUAGAACGUGAAAGAUUAAAUUCUAAUCCAGCAGGGAGUGCUGCAUUUCAGAUUCUCUUGAUAUCAAAUGUUGAUUCAGAGCUCUCUUCCUAAUUCUGUGAGGACAAUUUUUUUUCCUACUUCUGACCAUGAAAAAAUCAGGAGAUGAACUUAUUUUGUGAUUGUCCACGUAGUGGUUAAGCUAGGCUGAUGUCUCCAAAUUAUGAUGAAUUCCCUUGGGAUAGCUGUAGAAAAUCCAUUUCUUCUGAGGAGGAAGAAUGCAAAUCAUCUAAUACUGAUGUUGUAGAUUUGUCGAGAAGCUGCUCAGAUUUAUCAACUGUCCACAACAUGUGUCUAAGUUCUACAUCUAAGAGGGAUGGCUAUGUGUACAAGAGAAGGAAGUUGCAUAGGAACUCUAUUGCUAUCCUGACAGAAGAAAACAGAACCACAAAAACAAAAGAAAAUGUUAGUAAUCAUUCUUGCAUGAGUUCUGAAGAUUUCCAGUUGACCUUGCAUAAGGAUGAUCUUGGAUGCACUCCGAUCAUCUCAUUUUGUGGUUGUUCCAGAGACGUAUCGCUUAAUGGAGAUCUAUUGAUUUGUGAACAGCACCAUGUACAGAAGUCCAUAAAUGUACUUAGCUCCCAGAUUGAGUCUGUUCCGAACUCUGGGACCCAUGAUAUAUGUUCUAUUAGAGAAUCUGAAAUGCCUGCAAAAGCUUCUAUUGGUAAUCUUUGCAAACCUGUAUUGGGGCACUACUACAGCAUAAAUGAUAGGUCUUCAUCAUCAAAAUCUAAUACAGAACUUUGCUCGGCUUUCAUGAAGACAGAAGUAGAGGAUCCUGAUGCUGGGGAGUGUUCGUCAUCUGACAUUGCCCUCGUAGAACCAUGGGGAGAAUUCACAUCAGCAAGGGACCUCUGCAUAUCUCUGCUCAAAAGCCAUGGACUCCUUGGAAGUGCAUGGGCUGCCAGUGGAUCUGCUUCUUUAGAAGUCCCGUAUGAUAAUGAUGACAAGUUUUCUCAGACUUGUAAAAUAUGUGGGCUUUUGGAAAACCCAAAGAAGAUGCUAAUUUGUGACCUUUGUGAACAAGCAUAUCAUUUGUCUUGUUGCAACACUAGAGUAAAGAAGCUGCCAGUUGAUGAAUGGUAUUGUCAACCUUGUUUUAGAAAGAAACCAAAGCCGCUGACAGGAAAACCAUUCAAUGCUGAGGGUAAAAUUUCUGGGUAUAGGAAACGGAUGUCUUAUGGAGAUCUGGGUUCUAUAUCAUUCAUGUUGACAGACACUAAGCCAUAUACAUCUGGGGUUCGUAUUGGUAAAGAUUUUCAAGCAGAAGUUCCAGACUGGUGUGGUCCCGUUGCCAAUGAUCAUGAUUAUUUUGAUGCACCCUCUGAAAUAGAUCCUGGUGAAUUUUCUAAUCCAAAUGAGUGGAAUGGUAACAAGACAUACAAAAGAAGUAGCAUUGGUAAUUGGAUUCAAUGUCGGGGGGUGGUUGAUACUGGUGGAACCAAGGAGGAGAUUAUUUGUGGAAAGUGGCGCAGAGCACCUCUUUAUGUAGUUCAAACUGAUGAUUGGGAUUGUUCAUGUUCUGUUCUUUGGGAUCCAGUCCAUGCUGAUUGUGCUGUUCCUCAGGAGCUGGAAACUGAUGAAAUUCUGAAGCAUCUCAAAUAUAUGAAAAUGCUGAGGCCUUGUCCGGCUGAAAAAAACGGAAACCACGUCAAGCCCAAGUAACUGCCCUGAAUUCUAGAUUGAGGAUGGCCAGCGGAUCUAAGCAAGUUUUCAGGCAUCUUACCGUAUCAAACGUCUUGUAUGUUGCAUCUGAGAUAUGUUGAUAAUUGGAGGGUUUUGCACAUCCUUCAAGUCAUCUCUUGUACAUUUCGACGGAGUAAUUCAGAAUGUGGUUAAUACUGGCAUUAAGAUACUAAAAUAUCUUAUUUUGAUUAUCAAGUAACCUGGCAUGGACCACAUUUUUCCAUGCCAUGGUGUUAGAUAUGAAGCAAUGGAAAUAUGAGAUAUACUUUUGAGAGCAAGUCAUUAUGGCUUUGUUUCUUGAGGCAUUUUAUUUUCUCGAACCCUAUACCAUAAUUGGAUUGGUCUGCAAUGCAGUCUUCUGCAGUUUGAGAUUUAAAGAUAUAUCACAUAUGGAAGUUGGCACCUUUUGAUGGCAGCAAUUUCAUCGGCAUGGCAUGGUCUUUCCAAGAACCCAAUGUUGUUGUCAUUUCCAGGUUGCAUGAUUUAAACUGCGCCAUACAGGUUGAUUCCAUGUAUAACAAAUGCCUUGGCAGCAUUAUGGGUGUAAUUCACUAAAGAAUUGGCUUGAAAUUGAUCUUCAAACGGCAGUAGACCGAUCAGUUAUGAUGUAGAUGUUGUGUUGCGCUCAAAGACUGAAGAGAUGUAGUUGUGUGCUUCUAAAUAAAUCAUUUUCUGUAA